Molecule: messenger RNA, 3226 nt
Organism: Dryobates pubescens (Downy woodpecker)
Lineage: Eukaryota; Metazoa; Chordata; Aves; Piciformes; Picidae
Gene: CLINT1
Product: clathrin interactor 1
Exons: 12
Coding region: 190-2148 (652 amino acids)
Biological process (GO): endocytosis
Cellular component (GO): plasma membrane; clathrin vesicle coat; endosome
Molecular function (GO): phospholipid binding; clathrin binding
Source: RefSeq, a predicted model, not a curated record
CCGCGCGGCCACGAGACCCUCCAUUUCCGGGAGCGGCGCCGCGUCCCUCUCUUGGCAGAGGCGGCGGCGAGCCGGAGCGGGCCUGGCUCGGCGGCACGGCGGCGGCUGCCCGGAGCGCGGCAAGAGGGGCCUCCUGGGGCCGGCAGUGGAGGGCAGCGAGGCCGGGGAGGUCUCCAGGCAGUCGGCACCAUGCUGAAUAUGUGGAAAGUGCGGGAGCUGGUGGACAAGGCCACCAAUGUGGUUAUGAAUUAUUCAGAAAUCGAGUCUAAGGUUCGAGAAGCAACCAAUGACGAUCCAUGGGGACCUUCAGGGCAACUCAUGGGAGAGAUUGCCAAGGCUACGUUUAUGUAUGAACAGUUUCCAGAACUUAUGAACAUGCUUUGGACCCGAAUGCUGAAAGACAAUAAAAAGAACUGGAGGAGAGUUUAUAAGUCUUUGCUGCUCCUAGCUUACCUCAUAAGGAAUGGAUCAGAGCGUGUUGUUACAAGUGCCAGAGAACACAUUUAUGAUUUGCGAUCCCUGGAAAAUUACCACUUUGUAGAUGAAAAUGGUAAAGACCAAGGUAUAAACAUACGCCAGAAGGUAAAAGAAAUGGUUGAAUUUGCUCAAGAUGAUGAUCGUCUUCGGGAGGAGAGGAAGAAAGCAAAGAAGAACAAAGACAAAUACAUUGGGGUCUCUUCAGACAGUGUUGGAGGGUUCAGAUACAGUGAAAGAUACGAUCCUGAGCCCAAGUCAAAAUGGGAUGAAGAAUGGGAUAAAAAACCAGCUUUUCCUUUCAGUGAUAAGUUAGGUGAGCUGAGUGACAAAAUUGGAAGCACGAUCGAUGAUACCAUCAGCAAGUUCCGAAGGAAAGAUAGAGAAGACUCUCCAGAAAGAUGCAGUGACAGUGAUGAGGAAAAAUCAAGAAGAGGUAAAUCUCCCAAAGCUGAAUUUAAAGAUGAAGAGGAGACUGUGACAACAAAACACAUUCAUAUCACACAGGCUACAGAAACUACAACCACCAGACACAAACGCACAGCAAAUCCUUCAAAAACCAUUGACUUGGGAGCAGCAGCACAUUAUACAGGGGACAAAGCCAGUCCAGAACAGAAUGCUGCUGCUCAUAAUGCACAGUCUACAGCAAAGGCUUCUGUACCCUCUGGCAGCAAGUCAUCUAAUGACCUGGUUGAUCUGCUGUUUGAUGGAACUAGCCAGCCAGCCUCAACAGGUGGCUCAGGUGACCCAUUUGGAGGAUUUGCUGAUUUUAGUUCAGCUGCUGCCUCAGCAAGUUUCCCAGCAUCACAAGGUACAGCAACAAGUGGAAAUGGAGACUUUGGUGACUGGAGUGCCUUCAACCAAGCUUCUCCUUGUCCCAGUGCUUCAUCUGGAGAGCUCUUCAGCGGCACGACACAGCAGCAAGCUCUAGAGCUCUUCAGUAGCUCACAGCCAGCUUCUAGCCAGCCUCCAGCUGCUUCAAAUUCUACUGAUCUUUUUGAUUUGAUGGGCCCCUCUCAGACAUCCAUGACCUCCUCACUAAGUAUGAAUUUCUCCAUGAUGAACUCCAAUGCUAUGGGCGUCAGUUUACCCAUGUCAAGGUCACAGCCUCUGCAAAGUGUGAACACCAUGAUGCCGAAGCCUAACCCUCUUUAUAAUGCAAGCACAGAGAUGGUCCAGAAGAAUGCAAGCAAGACUCUACCCUCAACUUGGUCAGAUCCCAGUGUAAAUAUUAGUUUGGACAAUUUAGUACCUGGGAUGCAGCCUUCCAAACCCCAGCAACCAACACUUAAUACCAUGAUGCAGCAACAAAAUAUGCAACAACCCAUGAAUGUCAUGACUCAAAACUUUGCAGCCGUGAACCUCAGUCCUCAGCCUAACAUGAUGCCUGUCCGACCCCAGACAGGCCCGUUGAUGGGAGGACCCAUGCCUGUGGGGAUGGGAAUGCCCACUGUGAUGUCAGGUACGAUGGGAAUGACCUCCAUGGGACCUACACCUAUGAUGAACCAAGGAAUGAUGGGAAUGAACAUGAACAUGGGAGUGGCAGCUACAGGAAUGGGUUUGACAGGCACAAUAGGAAUGGGGGUACCCAACAUCGCUAUGACCUCUCUGACUCCUGGGACUGUACAACCCAAGCAAGAUGCCUUUGCAAAUUUUGCCAAUUUUAGCAAAUAAAGAUUGUAAAAUACAUAAGAUUAAAAUCAGAUUAAAGGAAUGGGCAGACUGAAUGAAGGAUUUUUAGCUGCACAAAUAUAGCUGGGGAAAGGAUGGAAAACACUGAUCAAUACUUUCCUUUUUUUUUUUUUCCUCUCGUUGUUUUUUUCUUUCUCAGUUAAAGUCUCUGCAUAAAGAACCAAAAGCUAUUUUCUAAGUGUUGAAAUAACUAGGGUUCAAAUUCUGGAGAGGUGAAAGGUUCUUCUAAGGAACGUGGUUAGAUGAUUUUUGCAACAAUAAUUUGUAUUGAGACCAUCCAAACACCUUUCCUAGGCAGCAGAACCAAUUUUAACUUUGCGAUGAUGGAAGACUGGAAUUGGGGGCUGGGGGAAAAAUGUUGGAAUCUAAUUUUAUACUUUUCUUUUUCUCUUGAAGAGCUUGACUUUCUUUUUCCCUUUGUCAUAAUUGGAUCAUUCCUUUUACUACCACUGAGUCCACAAUUGAAGUCACUCAAGUACUAUGAUCAGUUUUUUAUAAGAAUAUAUAUUUUUGUCCAAAAAAAAAAAAAAAAAUGGCUUGCAUAUGUGAUUAUGGCUAAUUCAAAGGGACCUGGAAUGUAUAUAUACUUUUGCUAAUGUUCCAGCCACACUGCUAUAUUACCCAAAUUUUUAUUGUGAAAAUCCUCUCUCAGCAAUUUGGUGAUCAGAGAUUUUUGGGGUCUAUUGUUAUAUCCGAGAUCCAGUGCGAGUCUGGGAAAUGCUUUACCCGAGACCGCUGGAAGGUUUCCUUUCAGAAAACUCCAGAGUAUGUGCACUUUCUUGCAGUUCUUUUUACAGUGGCACUUGGCAUCCUUUGUACCACCAGUAUCCCUGUGGAGCCACUGGUUCAGGCCGUCAGCAGCAGUCAAAGAGCAAAAAUAGGUUUGCAUCGUUACCAAAACCACCACCUCCAACAAAAGGGGAGAAUUACACUUCAGUUAUGUAACUCUGUAGCCCUGCCUAACCCAGCAGCAUUGGGUUUUAGCUUUUAUACAACAUUUGGUGAUUCUUUUGUGUAAAUAUGGCAUUAGCAGCUGUGGAAUCCAAUAGAGGAGUAAAAA